Andrographis paniculata is the source of this 829-nucleotide messenger RNA. Its product is annotated as auxin-responsive protein SAUR32-like. The coding region runs from base 328 to 657 and encodes 109 amino acids. The record is from RefSeq and is a predicted model, not a curated record. Gene Ontology annotation, biological process: response to auxin. Lineage: Eukaryota; Viridiplantae; Streptophyta; Magnoliopsida; Lamiales; Acanthaceae. The transcript has 2 exons.
CUUAGCGUAUAAAUUAAUGGAUCCUUACCAAACGGCAGAAACUGAAAACGAGAUUUCAUUCCUCCUUGCGGUUUCGUUGCAACCAAAUUUCUCGAAUUUGCUGUAUAUAAGCGUGGAUUGAUCGGCGGUUUGGAUCUCCCUCUUUCGAAUUUGUUGCUGAAUCGCAAAGGUUUUUCAUAUGCGUUGCGAUUUUGUUGUAAUCUUGUAUCAUGAGCAAUAUCCCUAGAUCUCUGACGGAUUCGGCGUUAACGCUCUUCAAACUCGCCAUUUCGGCAUCAGAUCCUUGGCCGUUCUCCCUCAUCCUGUUCUAGCAUCGAUCGAUGAGAGAUGCCGCACAUUCAUUUCGCGCCUCACUUCCACCACCACAACCACGGCGGCUGCAGCGGCGAGAGGCGCGAGGCCAGGGGAAUACCGAAAGGAUGCCUGGCGAUAACGGUGGGGCAGGGGUUGGAGCGGCGGCGGUUUGUGAUUCCGGUGAGUUAUUUGAACCAUCCGCUGUUCACGCAGCUGUUGAAGGAGGCGGAGGAGGAGUACGGAUUCGAUCAGAAAGGUGCGAUCAACAUUCCUUGCCAUUUGGAGGAUUUCAUCCAUGUCAGAGGCUUGAUCGACAAGGAAGCGCCGCCGCAUCACCACCAGCUCCCCUGCUUCAAGGCUUGAUUUCUUUCACCUUUCCUCUGAUGAGUUUCUUUUAGUGAUUUGAGUUUGAUUCUAUCAGAAACUGAAAAAUUUUCACUCUCCUGCUUGUUCCUUUGGAUUUGGCACUUAAACAUUGAAUAAUCAUGAUUUUUGUGCUAUGAUUUCAUCGACAUCUAAUGCAUAAUGUGCUUAA